CGGCCCUCCACGAGCCCGAGCGGCCCGCGAGCUCACACCGGCUUUUUCUCCAGCCUCAGCCCGCGCGCUGCCAUCGCCGUCAUGCUGGGCGCCGCUCUCCGUCGCUGCACCGUAGCAGCAGCAGCAGCAGCGGGCCGAGCGGUCCCCCGAGACUUCCUGAACCCCGUUUCGGCUUCCAGCUCCGCCGCCGCCAUCCAGUCAGCUCGCUGCUAUGCUCAUGGGUCACAUGAGACAGACGAGGAGUUUGAUGCACGCUGGGUGACGUACUUCAACAAGCCAGACAUAGACGCCUGGGAAUUACGUAAAGGAAUGAACACACUGGUCGGCUAUGACCUGGUUCCAGAGCCCAAGAUCCUUGACGCCGCUCUGCGUGCUUGCCGACGGUUAAAUGAUUUUGCUAGUGCUGUUCGCAUCUUAGAGGUUGUUAAGGACAAAGCGGGUCCUCAUAAGGAAAUCUACCCCUAUGUCAUCCAGGAACUUAGACCAACUUUGAAUGAACUGGGUAUUUCCACUCCAGAGGAACUGGGCCUUGACAAAGUGUAAUCUUCCUCGGUGGACUUCCCAAGGAUUUACUGGUAUUGCUACUUGAUUAUAAACAGUGACCUAGAAAUGUUUCAUUUGAACAAAUUUUCCUUUGAGUAUCAAGCCAUGUAAUAGUAACUUGGACUUUAAUAAAAGGGAAAUGAGUUUGGACUGAAA
Jaculus jaculus (lesser Egyptian jerboa) is the source of this 699-nucleotide messenger RNA. RefSeq names its product cytochrome c oxidase subunit 5A, mitochondrial. Gene Ontology annotation, cellular component: mitochondrial inner membrane. Gene Ontology annotation, biological process: mitochondrial electron transport, cytochrome c to oxygen. The record is from RefSeq and is a predicted model, not a curated record. The coding region runs from base 82 to 543 and encodes 153 amino acids. The transcript has 5 exons. Lineage: Eukaryota; Metazoa; Chordata; Mammalia; Rodentia; Dipodidae.